Messenger RNA from Lycium ferocissimum, 2429 nucleotides. RefSeq names its product extensin-2-like. NCBI's taxonomy places the organism in Eukaryota, Viridiplantae, Streptophyta, Magnoliopsida, Solanales, Solanaceae. The coding region runs from base 331 to 2190 and encodes 619 amino acids. The record is from RefSeq and is a predicted model, not a curated record. The transcript has 2 exons.
CAAGUGAUACCACAUCUUCAUGUUAGAAGCAGCAAGAUAAUAUAGCAACAUUGAAGAGAAUAUUGAGUUCUUUUAACUAGCUUCUCCUUGGGAAAAGAAGCAUGUGAAACGCAACCUUCAAAUGAAAGUACUAAAUACCAAUUAUCAAUUACAUUAUACAAUUAUCAGCUCCAAACUAAUAGGCUUAGAGUUUUCCUUAUCCACUAGUAUAAAAUGGGGGUGAUGUAGCAAUGGAAAUUUCAUCAUUCAUUCAACACAAGUAGUUGAACAAUUAGAGAGCGGCCAAUUAAUAAGCAUAUAUACUGAGAGAUACUACCACACGUCCUUGAAAUGGCUAGAUCGACAACCCACAUUGUUGUGGGUUUGGGGAUUGUCCUGCUAAUGUUUAUAGCAUUGGCAGAGGCCAAAACUCCGCCUGGAAUAGCUGAUCAUCCAAGCCAUUCUCAUUGCUCAGAUGAUGAGAUAAAGCAAUGUAAAAAUCUUCCUCAUGUCUGUCCCAAGUUUUGUCCAAAUGGUUGCAUAACAGAGUGUCGUUCUUGCAAGCCCAUUUGUGUUGAUGGCUCAGUGCCACCUCCUGAUGAUGGUGGUUCUUAUCCUUCGCCAUCUCCUCCUAAGGAAGAAACUCCACCUCCGACUCCUCCUAAGAAAGAAACCCCACCGCCGUCUCCACCUAAAAAAGAAACUCCACCUCCAUCUCCUCCAAAGGAAGAAACUCCACCUCCCUCUCCUCCAAAGAAAGAAACUCCACCUCCGUCUCCACCGAAGAAAGAAACUCCACCUCCCUCUCCUCCAAAGAAAGAAACUCCACCGCCAUCUCCACCUAAGGAAUAUACUCCACCGCCAUCUCCACCAAAGCAAGAAACUCCACCGCCGUCUCCACCUAAGAAAGAAACUCCACCUCCGUCUCCACCUAAGGAAUAUACUCCACCGCCGUCUCCACCAAAGCAAGAAACUCCACCGCCAUCUCCACCUAAGAAAGAAACUCCACCUCCGUCUCCACCUAAGGAAUACACUCCACCGCCAUCUCCACCCAAGGAAGAAAAUCCACCGCCAUCUCCUCCCAAGGAAGAAACUCCACCGCCAUCUCCACCUAAGCAAGAAACUCCACCCCCAUCUCCACCUAAGGAAUAUACUCCACCGCCAUCUCCUCCCAAGGAAGAAACUCCACCACCUUCAUCGCCACCCUCAUCUCCUCCCCCAAGUACCCCAUAUUCUCCUCCACCACCUUCAUCUGGUUCUCCACCUCCUCCAUAUUAUCCAUCACCUGCUCCUAAACCACCCACACCUAAGAAGGUCAAGUGCAAGAACAAGUACUACCCCAGUUGUUAUGCAGUCCAACACGUAUGCCCUACCUCUUGCCCUGACAGUUGUCAAGUUGAUUGUGUCUCUUGCAAACCAGUUUGUAAGUGUGACAAGCCCGGAGCUGUUUGUCAAGAUCCACGUUUUAUCGGUGGAGACGGGAUUACUUUCUACUUCCAUGGCAAGAAGGAUAAAGAUUUUUGCCUAGUUUCAGACCCUGAAUUUCACAUCAAUGCCCACUUCAUAGGAAGGAGAAAUGAGAACAUGAAGAGAGAUUUCACUUGGGUGCAAUCUAUUGGUAUCCUUUAUGGCGCUCACAAAAUCUCAGUUGCUGCAUUAAAAACAGCAAUAUGGGAUGAUUCCAUCGACCGCCUCGCUCUCCACUUCGACGGUGAACCAAUAAUCCUUCCUGAAACUGAAGGUGCAAGGUGGCAAUCUAAAACUGUACCUAUGAGCUCGAUUACAAGAAUCGGCAACACUAAUGAGAUUGUCAUAGAUGUUGAAAAUUUUCUCACUAUCACAACCAAGAUUGUGCCUAUUACAGAGCAAGAAUCCCGAGUUCAUAACUAUGGCAUAACGAAUGAUGACUGCUUUGCUCAUCUUGAACUUGGAUUCAAGUUUUUAUCUUUGAGUGAUGAAGUGAAUGGCGUUUUAGGGCAGACAUAUAGGAAGGACUACGUGAGCAAAGUUAAGAUGGGUGUUUUGAUGCCAAUAAUGGGAGGCGACAAAAAGUUUGCAGCUUCAGGACUCUUUGAUACUGACUGCUCCGUGGCUAGGUUUCAAGCAAAUGGAGAACAAUCUAGCAUUUAUAAGGCUCCGUUGAAUUUGGAGCUGCCAAGUUUGAACUGCAAUGGUGGAAUUUAUGGACGUGGAGUUGUCUGCAAGAGAUAGAAAUUAUUACUUCACCUUUUGAGAUCAUUUUCGUCAAAAUAAGGUUGUAAACCAAUAGAGUGGAGAUUCGUUAAUAAUAAUGGUCCUAAAUGGAAAGAGAAGAUUGGACCAAACCAUUUUAUGUUUAUUUAUCUAUAAGAUCUAAAUAUUUUUAUGCUUGUGAUGCAUGUAUUGUCCGCUUUGACCAAUAGGUCUCAAAUGUUUACACCAUACAGUUCAAUGCUAAGAUUGCUCCUGAA